This is a messenger RNA of Hydatigera taeniaeformis, 3069 nucleotides long. NCBI's taxonomy places the organism in Eukaryota, Metazoa, Platyhelminthes, Cestoda, Cyclophyllidea, Taeniidae. The record is from the annotation of a GenBank genome assembly.
AUGGAGGAACAAUCAUGCAGCUCAAUGGAUCUGACUGCUAAAGAUUUUUUUGAGAGUGGCUCUUUCUAUGAAUUCGCAAUGGAAACCGGUUCGGAACCGGCCCCGUUUGAUUUGUUUAGGCAUGUUGAGAAAAGUGAAAAUCUAAACCUUGUUUCUCAUCAGAUUGUGGAAGUUGACCUGGCAAUUUUGUCCAAAAAGUCUGGUAAAAAUAUUCCCAGGGGCAAUUAUUUUUGGCCUUGCGAAGUAGCGUGUUCUACUGGAGUCACCAUUAAGCUCAGAUGGUGUUAUCCAUCAGAAAAAAAUCACUCGGAACUGACUGCAAGGUGGGAGAGAGACCAAAAAAAUCAUUCCUUUUGGAUGCUGUUUAGUAAUUUAUUCUGGGAAUUAGUACACCCAAUCGGAUGGGCCGAUUCUCAUGGAGGAUCGUGGAUUCAUCCCUCUCAAUUGUCUGCCAUCGAGGUGCCUCGUCCUCCGCCAUGCAAAAAAUCAAGACUUUGGUACUCAGCUAGCAAUCCCGAAUUUAUACGAAAGACUACAUCAUUUCCUGCUCCAAAAAUUAUUUUUGAUAAAAGAGCGAUAUUUUUGCGUGACAUCGUAAACGUUGGUGACUAUCUUGAAUGCAAGACCCUCUCUGAUCCCUCCUCGGUGUGGCCUGUCCGAAUCCUAAAAAAGUACGGUGGGCGUCUUGUCGUCUCAUGGCUUGGAGUUGAUGUGCAGUUCAUAACCACUUCCAGAGCUUAUGUUUGCCGUAACGUCAUGAAUGGAAAGUGUGCGGAUAAUCCAGUUUUUUCUAUUUUUAUGUGGAAUCCGCGAAUUCGCCCUCUAGGAUGGAGUUUGUCACACUCUUUGGUAUACAAACCCCCACACGGACUUGCGAUCCCUCCAGUCGAAAUCACUCAAGACUUUGUGAAUUCGCUCUCACCCAUUAACGACGUAACUCCCUGGAAAGGUCUUUUUCUGUUCGCUCCUGAACCCCCAAAACACACUUUUAGUGUGGGUACAAAAUUGGAAGCGUUUGACAAUCUAAGACCCGAGGGUGCACGACCGGCCACCGUUACAAAGAUUCUUUCUGAUCGCUACUUUUUUGUACGAUUUGAUGCCCUUCCCGUAGAUGGUUCGACAGUGUUCACUGAACCCCGAGAGUUCAUAGGACAUGCAGGUAUGCCUCAGAUAAUGCCUCCCAAAAUGUGUGAUUAUUAUGGGCUUCGACUGCUUCCUCCUGAGAACUGGCCUUCUGACAAACCAUUUUGUUGGCAUGCUUACGCCCGGAUGUUGUUAAAUUUAUCUAACACUUCUUCAAGUCUACCUUCUUAUUUGAAAGUAACGAACGAUUCCUACCAGUCGCUUAUGAGGCACCUGUCUGUUUCGAUUGAUCGGUUCUUUACUACGGCUUCUCCGAGGUCAAAGAAUCCACAGGAAUUUCAGCUUGAUACUUAUUCACCGUUGCGAAAUGUGGGCGCCUUUGGCACUGCUCGUUCACGACGGUUGAAGACGAACUCGGCUGAUAAUUCAGGUCUGUGGGCAUCAAGGGAUUUUUGUCCCGGUAUGAAACUUGAAAUGGCUCUUCCUUCAUUUAUGUGGGAGAGCAUUCACUUGUCACCGAACGGCGACCUAGAGUUCCACGAAAACCCCAUUUGUACAGCCACUGUGAUACGCUGCCAGGCAGGUUUGCUAUGGCUUCUACCCGAUCUCCCUGAAAACUGGAGUUCUCAUGCCUGUUCAGAGCAUCCCAUAAACAAGCCUGUUGUGAUAGAGUCAUCUUCUACAUCUCUCUACCCUCUGGGCUGGAGCCGAGCCAAUGGCCAUCCCUUCGUUCCUCCUUCUUCCUAUUUGAAACCUACUCCCUCGCAUUUAGAAGACCCACCCAUUUGGAGGAACUACAGUGGAUUGAAGCAAUCGUUCCUACAAAUUGUGGGAAUUGCCGAGAUUAAGUCAUUUUAUGCUAGAACAGAAGUCUGUCCUCGCAUAUAUCUAAACGCGUCGUGCUCUACUGGACCACACAUACUUAAGUCGAAAUUUGACUCGCUUCCGAGGGUGUUUGGUCCAGGUCCUGUAGAACGCACCCUGGUCGCAAUGCUCUUUCGGCUGGCUAACGCUAUUGACAAGCCAGUUCGGGUGUUGAGAGGCCUGGAGGCGGACUGGGUGACUAAACUCUCUAACAAUGUGUGCAGCAUCAAUUGGAAACGACGCAAGGAGGCCAUGAGGUCCGAGGGUCUGAGGCGGUGGCAUUCGGGCAUGGAACUUACUGCCAUCCGCGUUCGAUGUCCUCGCAAAGGCACUCACCUAACCAUGCCCUUUGAAACUUGUAAACGGGCUCGUGCCGUUGACGAAUUUUGUCGACAGAUAUGUAUUGGACUUGAGGCCUGCCCCUUUCUACUGAGUACGCGCCGACUGGAUGCAUCAGGAGGCUGUCCUCUCAAAUGUAAUGAUCUUAUCAAACCUCAUCGUGUGGCCACCGAAAAUUUUCCUCCAAUGGUCCUCAUAACCGAUGAUACAAUUGUCUCUACGGCCUGUCUUCUCAACACAGAAAUGCGUAUUUCAAGGGGCAAUAGCCGUCGUCCGCUGGUUGUUUCCUCGCGGCUACUUACAUCGCGAUCUCUCUUACCCUCAUUACUGUACAACUGGAAUCCAAUUACUUCAAAUCAGGACUGUGAUACUCCAGAGGAAAAGGAUACAAGACCGUUGAAAAGAUCCAGAGGUCGAAGGGUGUCUUCGCGAGGCGUAAAUCGUACAGUUGAUACGAGGGGGAACCGGAAUAACCAAUUUUAUUUAUUUUUAAAUGGAGAUGCCUCUCUUAUACAAAGUGUGGAGGUACCAACGUUGACUAGUGACCCCAUUAAAUGGAGUCCCUUGGAUUUGGCAGCUUAUUUAACAACGACUGAUUGCAACGAUCUCUCAUCAUGGCUGGCAUCACAGGCUGUGGAUGGUCAAUCCUUCAUGCUCCUCCCUCCCGCUCACGAACUGCACACAAAAAUGGGUCUUCGAUGGGAACUGGCGGUCAAAAUAGCUCAUCAUGCUCACCGUCUUCGGCUGGCUUACAUGAAGCAGUACUAUAAAAAUCCCUCAUAA